This is a messenger RNA of Vigna radiata var. radiata (mung bean), 1981 nucleotides long. Its product is annotated as LEAF RUST 10 DISEASE-RESISTANCE LOCUS RECEPTOR-LIKE PROTEIN KINASE-like 2.1. Lineage: Eukaryota; Viridiplantae; Streptophyta; Magnoliopsida; Fabales; Fabaceae. The record is from RefSeq and is a predicted model, not a curated record. Gene Ontology annotation, biological process: protein phosphorylation. Bases 8 to 1981 code for a protein of 657 amino acids. The transcript has 5 exons. Gene Ontology annotation, molecular function: protein kinase activity; polysaccharide binding; ATP binding.
GUUAACAAUGAGCCUCUUACCCUCUUGCUUUCGCUGCGCACAAUCAGUGGUUGUGUCGGUGGUCAUCAUUCUUGUGCUAUUCCACCAAACUUGCAGUGCCAAGCAUCGCAGAUCCUGUCCAUCUUCUUCGUGCGGCGGAAUUCGCGACAUAAAAUAUCCAUUCCGACUGAAAGGCGAUCCUCGCGGUUGCGGCCUCCCCGGGUACGAAUUUGAUUGCGUGAAUAACAGGACACUGGUUACUCUUUUUUCAGGAAAAUACUAUGUGAAGGAAAUCAAUUACAAUAUGUACGAAAUCCGGCUAAGUGAAGCGGGUGUUGUGGAGGAGACUUCUUGCUCUUUUCCUCGCUAUUUCUUAUCCCCGCAAAAUUUCAGUGGAUAUGCCGAUGAUCCGCUGACUUUUCCGAACUAUUGGUCGCAUGCUUAUUGUUUUGCAAACGUAGGGUUUCUAAACUGUAGUAACCGAGUGAGUGAUGAUCCUCGAUAUGUCGAAGUGAAAGCAUGUGGUAGUGAUUCCGGAGGAGUUAUCUACGCCGUUCUGGACCUUACAGCGGAGGAUACGAAGGUUGGAUGCAGAUUAAAGAUGGCUACCUUGGCAAACUGUACAUAUAACAAGAAUGUUUCCUAUGCUGAUAUCCUCAAAUCUAUGGAAGAAGGAAUUUGGUUGUCUUGGUUUCCAGUUGUUUGCAGGGACCACUGUGGAAAUGGUGUCUCUUGCUUCCUCAAUGAAACCACCAAACAAAUUCAAUGCGAUACUUGCCAAAUCUACAACCAUCCUACCUACAAUUGUGGAAUUCUAUCGCGAAUUAUUGGAUACCCUACAGGUUUUUUGAAAAGCAUCAUAAAAGGAAUAUUCAAUAGAAUAACAAAUGCCGAAGGAUCAAAUGAUGUGGGAGAAUUGAUAGGUCAAUAUAUUCUACCAAUAUUAAUUGCAACUAGAUAUUUGUUUGGACUCUCACUUUUUCUAGUGAUAUUCAUCUAUAAAUGGCGACGUAGACAUUUUUCAAUGUAUGAAAACAUUGAAAAUUUUUUGUUAGACAACAAUAUAAAUCCCAUUAGAUAUGAGUAUAGAGAAGUGAAGAAAAUGACUAAAGGUUUCAAAGUGAAAUUAGGAGAAGGAGGUUUUGGUUCUGUGUACAAAGGAAAGCUUCAAAGUGGCAUAGAUGUAGCAAUAAAGAUGUUGAGCAAAUCCAAAGACAAUGGACAAGACUUUGUUAAUGAAGUAGCUACCAUUGGAAGAAUACAUCAUGUGAAUGUUGUAGGUCUUAUUGGAUAUUGUGUUGAAGGAAAAAAGCGUGGUCUAAUUUAUGAAUACAUGCCUAAUGGGUCAUUGGAUAAAUUUCUUUGUCUCGGUUUUGAACUGAGGCAAAAAUGUGGCACAAUCCGUACUAGAAGCACACCAUCUUCUCAACCUCUCCUCUUAGAUCCUAUAAUUAAAAAGACUGCCCGAAGAAACAAUAGUAGAAGAAGAAGAAGAAGAGAGAAUCGGGCAUCUAGAGAAACUUCUCCCAUUCUUGUGAUUACUGAGCAACCCAUCUUACCUGCAGCUGAUCAAGAAGUUGAAGAUAUGGCUGACAAUCGGAAUGAUAAUGGUGAUGGGCAAGUGAGACGCACAUUGGAGGACUACUCCGCUUUUUCAGGGUUGCUUCAUUUCAAUAGCAUUGCACGACCACGGGUCAAUGCCCCAAACAUGAAGAUGAAGCCUGCUCUCAUUCAUCUUGUGCAGAGUAAUAAGUUCCAUGGUCUAUCACAUGAGAACCCAUUCAAUCACAUAACCAGCUUCAUUGAGAUAUGUAACACGGUUAAGCUCCAAGAUGUAUGUGAUGAAGCUGUAAGGCUCAACCUAUUUCCAUUCUCAUUGGGACGCAACACCAAGGCGUGGCUCAAUUCCUUUCCUGAAAAUAGCUUCACAUCAUGGCAAGAGGUGGUGGCAAAAUUUUGCAACAAAUACUUCCCUCAGUCCAAAGUUAACAAAGGGAAGUAG